UGAACAAAUGCAAAUAAAUAUAUUGAAGAUAAAAGAAGAUCAGAACUUGUCUCGUGCACAGUUCUCUGGAGCAAACCGGACUACACCUAAAUUGAGAUCAUAAACCACACGCAUAUCUUGUUGCUGCCAUGCCCCCAGCACUGUUUUGCCUGCGAACGGCAUCAAAGCCACGCAAAAGUAUAUCUUUGCCUUGUCAUGAAAAUACAUAUACGUUGGUUCCACCUUAUAGUCGGCUCCUUGGAAAUGGAAUGUCAUUGGUAUAUAUGCACGGAACUUUGGAUUAGACUUGUAGCAGUAUUCCAUCCCCCCAACUUUUGGUACCCUCUGCACGCCUAAAGACUUGAAAUGCUCGUCAAAUUCCUUCAUCACUCUCUCAUAAGGACCUCGGUCUAAGAACGUGGUUAUGGCUCCUGUGUCGAUGAUGCAGCCUCCAUUUCCGUUUGGUUUCAGAGCAAAGGUUCCUGGUGGGAAACCAAUACGACGGUCCCCAACACUAAUGUCUAGCAAAUGAAGGUAGGCAUUGGGUUACCAGAGAAGCUGGUAUUUUUACUUAUGGACACAGGUGGUGGCCUGAUUUGGACGCAAUGCGAACCGUGCAAGAACUGUUACAAGCAAGCAUAUCCCAUUUACAAUUCACGUGCUUCCAUUACUUACAGGAAACUCCCUUGUAACCACCCUCUCUGUAAAGGCGACAGUGCCCGCUACCAAUGCGUCAAUGGCGAAUGCGUUUACGACCUCGGUUAUCUUGGCGGGGCGUCAACCAAAGGCGUUGCAUCCUUCGAAACAUUCAAAGUUCCAGUCGACGAAUCUAACGCCAAGUACAUUUAUAAUGUAAUCUUUGGCUGCUCGAACGAUAACCAAGGUAUGCAAUUUGCCAAAAAUGGUGUCAUUUCUGGGGUCUUGGGAUUGAGCCUGUCGCCGGAUUCACUAGUCUCUCAGACGCUCGAUGAAGACUACCGACGAUUCUCUUAUUGCUUGAUCCCUUUUGAUGAAGCCGUGGUCAUGGCUCCUAGUCUUCUAAGAUUUGGUGCUGACAUUCCCUUACCGCCGACAAACAUUCAGACAACCCCAUUUGUCAAACCACCGGCCGGGACAAAUUAUUACCUUUUGAAUUUACAGGAUGUAAGUGUUGGCUUCCAUCGACUAGGGUUUCCACCAGAUACCUUCAAACCCAAGCAAGAUGGCACAGGUGGUUGUAUUAUAGACUCAGGAGCUUUGAUCUCUAGACUUGAUCAGAAUACCAUUAAUGGGCGCAAUGCUUACAUGGAGGUGAUGGAUGCAUUUAAGAAUCAUUACGAUUAUUUCAAGCUUCAGAGAAUUGGAAAAGUGGCUGAGGGUCUUGAACUUUGUUACGAAUACAAACAGGAUUUCAUGGAGUAUGCCACAAUGACGUACCACUUUGAAGGAGCAGACUACAAUGUAGAGUCAAAGUACGUGAAUUUUUAUGACACUCAGGCAGGGUAUUUUUGCGUAGCACUGUUGCCAGGAAAUGGAAAAAGUUUACUUGGAGCAUGGCAUCAACAAAAUAUGCGCAUUAUUUAUGAUGGCAAAAUUGGUGCACUCCAAUUUGCCACCGAGCAUUGUGCUACUAAUAAUCAUAUAAAUUAAUAAGAUAUUCCUGUAAUUUUCUAAUCAA
This is a messenger RNA of Carya illinoinensis, 1636 nucleotides long. Its product is annotated as aspartic proteinase nepenthesin-2-like. Lineage: Eukaryota; Viridiplantae; Streptophyta; Magnoliopsida; Fagales; Juglandaceae. Gene Ontology annotation, cellular component: extracellular region. The record is from RefSeq and is a predicted model, not a curated record. Bases 508 to 1608 code for a protein of 366 amino acids. The transcript has 2 exons.